Brienomyrus brachyistius is the source of this 3691-nucleotide messenger RNA. RefSeq names its product caspase recruitment domain-containing protein 10. The coding region runs from base 217 to 3258 and encodes 1013 amino acids. The record is from RefSeq and is a predicted model, not a curated record. Gene Ontology annotation, molecular function: protein binding. Gene Ontology annotation, biological process: regulation of apoptotic process. NCBI's taxonomy places the organism in Eukaryota, Metazoa, Chordata, Actinopteri, Osteoglossiformes, Mormyridae. The transcript is spliced from 24 exons.
ACAGGUAAAGCGAAACUCGCAGUCCCUCGUCAAGCACAAGUGUCUUUGCUGUCUACCGCUUAUUUCAUUUUGACUUUCAUUGAACUGGUAUUAAUUUGUACUCGUAAGUGAUUUGGAUUAGUGAUUUUACACGUUUGAGUUACGGAUGUGCUCACCUGCCGUUUUACACUAACAUAGGCUUUGAGACUUUAAGUGUGAUUCAAGUAGACGCAGAACAUGAGCGACUGCAUGUUGGGAUUGGGCGGAGGAGCCCAGCCGGAAAGUUCCUCUGACAUAGAUGAGGAGAUGUGGGACCGGGUGGAGGGCGUCCGACACAAGCUGACCCGGAUCCUGAACCCGGCCAAGCUCACACCAUUCCUGCGCCAGUGCAAGGCCAUCGACGAGCAGGAUGAAGACGAGGUGCUCAAUUCCACGCAGUACCCUCUACGCAUCAGCAAGGCUGGCCGCCUUCUGGACAUCCUGCGAGGGCGGGGCCAGCGGGGCCUGCAGGCCUUCUUAGAGUGCCUGGAGUUCUACCAUCCAGAGGAAUACACCUACCUGACCGGCCGCAGGGCGACGCAGCGCUGCUCCAUGCUCGUUGACGAGGAGGGUCCAGAGGGCUUGACGCAGUUCCUGCUCCUGGAGGUGCGGAAGCUGCGGGAGCAGCUGCAGAAUAGCAGGCAGUGCGAGCGGAGACUGUCCCAGCGCUGCCGCAUGGCCGAGGAGGAGCGGGGCCGCGCCGAGCGUCGCGUGCAGGAGCUGCGCCACAACCGGCUGCAGCUGGAGAGGAUGCGUCAAGACUGGGAGGAAGGCAGUCGAGAACUGGCCAGACUGAAGGACCGGCACCUGGAGCAGGCCGUGAAGUACUCCCGGGCCUUGGAGGAGCAGGGGAAGGCCUCCACGAGGGAACGGGAGCUGCUGGGGCAGCUGGAGCAGCUGAAAAAUAGACUGAUGGAGGCAGAGAGGAAGGCAGAAGACAGCCAGGCCCCCCCGUCACCAGCUCCGAAGGACAGCAGCACCCCAUUCUGCCCAAUCGUCAUCCCCUUGGUUCCAGAGCUGCCACCAAUCAAAACACCCCGGGAGGCUAGCGUGGACACAAAGGCUCUGCUGGACAUCCUACAGCAGGACCGCCGGGAAGCGGCUGAGCACCGACAUGAGCUGUGCAGUACCAUCAGCCGCCUGCAGGGGGAGUUAGAGAGCACAGAGGUGCACAGGGACAAGCUGGCAGCCCACUGCGAACAGCUGCAGGCGAAGGUGCGGACGCUGCAGCUGGACUGGGAGAUGGAGCAGAAGAGGAGCGUCUCCUAUUUCAACCAGAUCAUGGAGCUGGAGAAGGAGAGAGACCAGGCUCUGCGCAGCCGGGACAGCCUGCAGCUGGAGUACACAGACUGCCUGCUAGACAAGGACCGCCUGCGCAAGCAGGUCAUAGAGCUGCAGGCCUGCCUGGACAAGCUACAGAGGGAGAGGGAGGUGGAGAGGGAGGUGGAGAGAGAGCGAGAGAGGAGCAGGGAGGAGAACUGCAUGCACUGCUCACGCCUCUGCCUGAUCAGUGAGGAUCACUGCUACCAGCCAUGCUGUUCUGUGACACGGUCCAUUUCAGACACGUCGGUGUGCAGGAGCCCGCUUUCGGACACCUCGUCUCGCUCCUGCCAAAAGACUCCCUCUAGAGGCCAAACCAGCGAACUGUCAGAGGGUUCGUACUCGAACUCGGACGAGAAUCUGCUGAUGGCGCUAGAGGACAGCGAAAGGGACAUCAACAGGCUGUCGACCUUCGCCUUCCCGCCCUGUGUGGACUCCAUCCACCGCAGGGCCCACACCGAAUUCGAUCUGGACUCCUGGGGCAGUGACAAUCUACUUACAGCAGGGGGGCAACGUCAGCUCUCUUUGUCAGAUUCCUUCAGCUCCCUGAACUCUCACCCCUUCUCCUGCGACCUGAACAGCCCCGCACCCUCGCCGCAGCCUGUGAGCAGCCCAUCCAGGCCAGAUUCUUCCCAUCCCUCCCAUUUCCCUGCCACACCCAAACGGAUCACCAGCUUGGCCGACGACAUCACAAUCAUCGGAGGCAACCACAUGGGGAUAUUCGUGCAGAGUGUGAGGGCGGGGUCGCAGGCAGAGCAAUGUGGUCUGCAAGAGGGCAGCGAGCUGCUGGAGCUGGCGCCAGCCAUGCCGGGAGGGGAGAGCGUGCCGCUGGGGCGGUGCACCAGUGAGGUGGCGCACUAUUCCCUGCAGGCCUGGACAGAGCCCUCCGCCCUCAAGCACCAGGUCAACAGCAAAGCAUACUCCCAGCUGUUUGCCCAGAUGGCCUCGCCCUCUUUCAUGGGUGCUGACUCCUUCUACGUGAGGGUCAACCUGGACCUGGGCACCAAUGUUCGAUCUGGCCCACAGCCCCGCUGCGAUGACAUCCUGCUGGUGACGGACACCUGGUACGAUGGCAGGUACCAGUGGCGCUGCAGGCGGGUGGACAGGGAGACGGGUGAGCUGCAGCAAGAGGCAUCCCUGCCCAACUAUAACAGGGCCCAGCAGCAGUUACUAGUAAGAUUCCGCACCCUGGGCCUGAAGCUGAGGGACUACAAGAUAAAGCAGCUGUACAAGAAGGACUCCGAGCGCAUGCGCCUGGUGAAGGUCACAGGCAGGUGUAGCCAUGACAAAAGCGUGGAUUCCCAGCUGGUCUACACUCUCAACCAGCGUCAGGAAGAGAACCUGAUUCCCUACAGCCUGGUACAGCCGGUACAUGUUUCGUCCCGCAGGCCUGUCGUCUUCUCCCCGUCGAUUCUGUCGCACAGACUCAUCGAGAGGCUACUGCAGCCUGCGGAAUCCGGGCUGGACUUCAACACCUGCCCCCCAGAACCCAUUGGCCCAGCAGCAGAGCGGAGGGAUAAAAAUGUCUUCCUGCUUGACGUGCCGACUGACCAAUCGCAGGGCAUCAGACUGGAAUCCAUACAGGAUGUCAUACGUCAGGACAAGCACUGCUUGUUGGAGCUGGGUGUGGGAAGCGUGGAAGCCCUUCUGAGACAGGGCAUCUAUCCCAUCGUCAUCCACAUCAAGUCCAAGGACAAAAAGGCCAGGAGGUUCAAGAAAUUUUUGUCUGGGCAAAGUGAGGAAAAACUGAUGGAGGAGGUGUGUCAGAAAGAAGAAUUUCAGUUGGAAAGCCUGCCCAUGUUACACUAUACUCUCCAGCCCAGAGCGUGGAACUGCACUGAAGAUCUUCUGGUUGCCAUACGCAAUGCCAUUUAUAGCCAACAGAGGGCAGUAGUUUGGGUUGAGCAAAGCAGACUGUAGGGCAUCGAUAGCCGUUCAGAGUGUCGUUGGUUUUAAUGUUACAAAACAGGGUUCCGAUCCUGGAGUUGGGCGGUGGGGGUGCAGAAUCCAACGCAGCUUGUAGAUUUCAAUGCUCUGAGACACCUCUUAAUAUUUAGCAGUUGUGUUUAUGCACAGUUAUCAUUUUUGUGUGUAAUACAGUGGUGAAACCACCCUUUUUAUACUCGGUUUUAUUUAUUUAUCAGCUGAUCGUUUAAAGUAACACACUUAGUCCUACCGAAACAAAGUUAACCCGUCAAGGUGUACUGGUUAAACGGUAAUGGCAUUUGCAAAACAACUGUAAACUCUUACCUUGUCCACAAGAGUAACAUAAGAAUCGUUUUUCAUAACGAAAUAAAAAUCCCCGUAAAUGUGUCUUUCUGAGGAAUUGUAAUAAAUAAAAUUCAAAAUGAAA